This is a messenger RNA of Oenanthe melanoleuca, 1622 nucleotides long. It is a transcript of the gene BECN1, whose product is annotated as beclin 1. Gene Ontology annotation, biological process: autophagosome assembly; late endosome to vacuole transport; cellular response to nitrogen starvation. The transcript has 11 exons. NCBI's taxonomy places the organism in Eukaryota, Metazoa, Chordata, Aves, Passeriformes, Muscicapidae. Gene Ontology annotation, cellular component: phosphatidylinositol 3-kinase complex, class III, type II; phagophore assembly site; phosphatidylinositol 3-kinase complex, class III, type I. Bases 54 to 1400 code for a protein of 448 amino acids. The record is from RefSeq and is a predicted model, not a curated record.
CGCCUGCGUCACGUCCGGCGCGCGGCGAUGGCGGGGCGCGCGCGGGCGGCGCGAUGGAGGGAGCGCGGGCGGGCGGCGGCACCGCGCACGUCAGCUUCGUGUGCCAGCGCUGCUGCCAGCCGCUCAAGCUCGACACCUCCUUCAAGGUCCUUGACCGCCUCACCAUCCAGGAGCUCACCGCCCCGCUGGUGAGCGCCGCCCCUGCCAGGCCCGGGGACCUGCACGAAGAGGAGAGCGCCCUGACGGAGGAAACCUUCGUGGAGAACCGGCAGGAUGGCGUGUCCAGGAGGUUCAUCCCGCCAGCCAGAAUGAUGUCGACAGAAAGUGCCAACAGUUUCACUCUGAUCGGAGAGGCCUCGGAUGGCGGCACCAUGGAGAACCUCAGCCGGAGACUGAAGGUCACUGGCGAUCUCUUUGACAUCAUGUCUGGGCAGACAGAUGUGGAUCACCCACUGUGUGAGGAAUGCACAGACACUCUGCUGGACCAGCUGGACACACAGCUCAACAUCACAGAGAACGAGUGCCAGAACUACAAGAGAUGUCUGGAGAUACUGGAACAGAUGAAUGAGGAUGAUAAAGAGAAGCUGCAGACAGAACUGAAAGAACUGGCACUGGAGGAGGAGCAGCUGAUUCAGGAGCUGGAGGAUGUUGAGAAGAACCGCAAGAUUGUGGCUGAGGACUUCGAGAGGGUCAGGGCAGAGGCUGAGCGGCUGGAGCAGGAGGAGGCUCAGUACCAGAAGGAGUACUGUGAGUUCAAGAGACAACAGCUGGAGCUGGAUGAUGAGCUGAAAAGUGUGGAUAACCAAAUGCGCUAUGCCCAAAUGCAGUUGGAUAAAUUAAAGAAAACCAACGUGUUCAAUGCAACCUUUCACAUCUGGCACAGCGGGCAGUUUGGCACAAUAAAUAACUUCAGGCUUGGCCGUCUCCCCAGUGUUCCUGUGGAAUGGAAUGAGAUCAAUGCUGCCUGGGGGCAGACUGUGCUGCUGCUGCAUGCCCUGGCCAACAAAAUGGGCCUGAAGUUUCAGAGAUACCGUCUUGUCCCCUAUGGCAACCACUCCUAUUUGGAGUCCCUCACAGACAAAUCCAAGGAGCUUCCCCUGUACUGCUCUGGAGGCUUGAGGUUCUUCUGGGACAAUAAAUUUGAUCACGCCAUGGUGGCGUUCCUGGACUGUGUGCAACAGUUUAAAGAGGAAGUGGAGAAAGGUGAAACUCGGUUUUGUUUGCCUUACAGGAUGGACGUGGAGAAAGGAAAGAUUGAAGACACAGGUGGCAGUGGUGGCUCUUACUCAAUUAAAACACAGUUUAACUCUGAAGAGCAAUGGACAAAAGCACUGAAAUUCAUGUUAACUAACCUGAAAUGGGGCCUUGCCUGGGUCUCAUCCCAAUUCUAUAACAAGUAACUGUGGUCAGAACUUGGCCUGGCAACCGUGGAGUGUCUGCAUUGUGUUAGAGAAAGGCAAAUUCAGAUAUCUCUUAAUAUUAACCAGUACAAAAUGUUUACAAUACCAAAAAUCCACAAGACACUUUAUUUAAAAUAACAUUAUUACAAGUAGUUUAUAGAAAAGCAAUAUGCAAAGUUGUAUCAUUGAGCUGACCAGAAUAAAACCCAGCUAUUAAAUGGA